Messenger RNA from Knipowitschia caucasica, 4272 nucleotides. The record is from the annotation of a GenBank genome assembly. Lineage: Eukaryota; Metazoa; Chordata; Actinopteri; Gobiiformes; Gobiidae.
AUGGAGGAGGAGGACGCUGCAGCCGAUCCAUACCUGCCAUACGACGGGGGAGGUGACACUAUCCCUCUGCAGGAAAUAUCUGACAGAGGCUCUAACUACGCCAUGUCGAACGGGGGCGGGGCCAGCAGCUCCACUCACCUGCUGGACUUCCUGGAGGAGCCCAUCCCUGGCGUCGGAACCUAUGACGACUUCCACACCAUCGACUGGGUCCGCGAGAAGUGCAAGGACCGAGAGCGCCACCGCAAGAUCAACAGUAAGAAGAAGGAGUCUGCGUGGGAGUUCACAAAGAGCCUGUACGACGCUUGGUCUGGGUGGCUGGUGGUGACGCUCACGGGGCUAGCCUCAGGAGCUCUGGCCGGUCUGAUCGACAUCGCUGCUGAUUGGAUGAACGAUAUAAAAGAGGGCGUGUGUCUCAGCGCCAUGUGGUUCAACCACGAGCAGUGCUGCUGGACGUCCAACGAGACCACGUUCGCCGAGAGAGACAAGUGUCCACAGUGGAAGAGCUGGGCCGAGCUCAUCCUGGGACAGGCCGAGGGUCCAGGCUCCUACAUCAUGAACUACUUCAUGUACAUUUACUGGGCGCUGUCCUUUGCCUUUCUGGCCGUUUGUCUCGUCAAAGUGUUCGCUCCGUACGCCUGUGGCUCCGGGAUUCCUGAGAUCAAGACAAUCCUCAGCGGCUUCAUCAUCAGGGGCUAUCUGGGCAAGUGGACGUUGAUGAUCAAAACCAUCACGCUGGUUUUGGCCGUGGCUUCGGGGCUCAGUCUGGGGAAAGAGGGCCCCCUGGUGCACGUGGCCUGCUGCUGCGGAAACAUCUUCUCCUACCUCUUCCCCAAGUACAGCAAGAACGAGGCCAAGAAGCGAGAGGUUCUCUCUGCGGCCUCAGCUGCCGGAGUGUCGGUGGCUUUCGGAGCGCCCAUCGGAGGAGUGCUCUUCAGUCUAGAGGAGGUGAGUUACUACUUCCCCUUGAAGACUCUGUGGCGCUCGUUCUUCGCGGCGCUGGUUGCUGCCUUCGUGCUGCGCUCCAUAAACCCGUUUGGAAACAGUCGGCUGGUGCUGUUCUACGUGGAGUACCACACGCCCUGGUACCUGUUUGAGCUCAUCCCCUUCAUCCUGCUGGGCGUGUUCGGGGGGCUGUGGGGCGCCUUCUUCAUCCGAGCCAACAUCGCCUGGUGCAGACGUCGCAAGUCCACGCGCUUUGGGAAGUACCCGGUCCUGGAGGUGAUCCUGGUGGCAGCCAUCACAGCCGUGGUGGCGUUCCCAAACCCGUACACGCGGCAGAACACGAGCGAGCUGAUCAAAGAGCUGUUCACGGACUGCGGGCCUCUGGAGACGUCUCAGCUCUGUCAGUACAGGAGCCAGAUGAACGGCAGCAGAGCCUUCAGCGAAAACCCCAACAGACCUGCGGGCCCUGGCGUGUACGCCGCCAUGUGGCAGCUGUGUCUCGCACUGAUCUUCAAGAUCAUCAUGACCAUCUUCACCUUCGGACUCAAGGUUCCCUGUGGUCUGUUCAUCCCGAGUAUGGCCAUCGGUGCAAUAGCAGGGAGGAUUGUGGGUAUUGCCAUGGAGCAGUUGACUUAUUACCAUCACGACUGGUUCCUGUUUAAAGAGUGGUGUGAGGUGGGGGCCGACUGCAUCACUCCAGGACUCUACGCCAUGGUGGGGGCUGCGGCGUGUCUGGGCGGCGUGACUCGCAUGACCGUGUCUCUUGUGGUCAUCGUGUUCGAGCUGACUGGUGGGCUGGAGUACAUUGUGCCGCUCAUGGCCGCCGUCAUGACCAGUAAGUGGGUCGGAGACGCGUUUGGCCGCGAGGGCAUCUACGAGUCCCACAUCCGUCUGAACGGUUACCCCUUCCUCGACGCCAAAGAGGAGUUCACGCACACGACGCUGGCGCGCGAGGUGAUGAGGCCGCGCCGCAGCGACCCGCCGCUCGCCGUCCUGACGCAGGACGACCUCACGGUGGAGGAGCUGCAGCUCAUCAUCAACGACACCAGCUACAACGGCUUCCCCGUCAUCGUGUCCAAGGAGUCGCAGAGACUCGUGGGGUUCGCUCUGCGCCGGGACAUCACCAUCGCUGUCGAGAACGCGCGGCGUAAGCAGGAGGGCAUCGUGCUGAACUCCAGGGUGUACUUCACGCAGCACGCGCCCACGCUGCCCGCCGACAGCCCACGCCCGCUCAAGCUGCGCUCCAUCCUGGACAUGAGCCCCUUCACCGUCACCGACCACACGCCCAUGGAGAUCGUGGUCGACAUCUUCAGGAAGCUGGGGCUGCGGCAGUGUCUGGUCACGCACAACGGGCGGCUUCUUGGUAUUAUCACAAAAAAAGAUAUCCUGCGGCACAUGGCUCAAAUAAUCCUGCAGGAAAACACCUCCGCUCUGUCCGUCCCCGAGAAAACACCUCCGUCCGUCCUCGAGAAAACCCCUCACUCUGUCCCCGAGAAAACCCCUCACUCUGUCCCCGAGAAAACCCCUCACUCUGUCCCCGAGAAAACCCCUCACUCUGUCCCCGAGAAAACCCCUCACUCUGUCCCCGAGAAAACCCCUCACUCUGUCCCCGAGAAAACCCCUCACUCUGUCCCCGAGAAAACCCCUCAGUCUGUCCCCGAGAAAACCCCUCACUCUGUCCCCGAGAAAACCCCUCACUCUGUCCCCGAGAAAACCCCUCACUCUGUCCCCGAGAAAACCCCUCACUCUGACCCCGAGAAAACCCCUCACUCUGUCCCCGAGAAAACCCCUCACUCUGUCCCCGAGAAAACCCCUCAGUCUGUCCCCGAGAAAACCCCUCACUCUGUCCCCGAGAAAACACCUCCGUCCGUCCUCAAGAAAACCCCUCACUCUGUCCCCGAGAAAACACCUCCGUCCGUCCUCGAGAAAACCCCUCACUCUGUCCCCGAGAAAACACCUCACUCUGACCCCGAGAAAACCCCUCACUCUGACCCCGAGAAAACCCCUCACUCUGUCCCCGAGAAAACCCCUCACUCUGUCCCCGAGAAAACCCCUCAGUCUGUCCCCGAGAAAACCCCUCACUCUGCCCCCGAGAAAACACCUCACUCUGUCCCCGAGAAAACCCCUCACUCUGUCCCCGAGAAAACCCCUCACUCUGUCCCCGAGAAAACCCCUCACUCUGUCCCCGAGAAAACCCCUCACUCUGCCCCCGAGAAAACACCUCCGUCCGUCCUCAAGAAAACCCCUCACUCUGUCCCUGAGAAAACCCCUCACUCUGACCCCGAGAAAACCCCUCACUCUGUCCCCGAGAAAACCCCUCACUCUGUCCCCGAGAAAACCCCUCACUCUGACCCCGAGAAAACCCCUCACUCUGACCCCGAGAAAACCCCUCACUCUGUCCCCGAGAAAACCCCUCACUCUGUCCCCGAGAAAACCCCUCACUCUAAAACCCCUCACUCUGUCCCCGAGAAAACCCCUCACUCUGACCCUGAGAAAACCCCUCACUCUGCCCCCGAGAAAACACCUCCGUCCGUCCUCAAGAAAACCCCUCACUCUGUCCCCGAGAAAACCCCUCACUCUGUCCCCGAGAAAACCCCUCACUCUGCCCCCGAGAAAACACCUCCGUCCGUCCUCAAGAAACCCCUCACUCUGACCCCGAGAAAACCCCUCACUCUGACCCCGAGAAAACCCCUCACUCUGACCCCGAGAAAACCCCUCACUCUGUCCCCGAGAAAACCCCUCACUCUGACCCUGAGAAAACCCCUCACUCUGUCCCCGAGAAAACCCCUCACUCUGACCCUGAGAAAACCCCUCACUCUGACCCUGAGAAAACCCCUCACUCUGACCCUGAGAAAACCCCUCACUCUGACCCUGAGAAAACCCCUCACUCUGACCCUGAGAAAACCCCUCACUCUGUCCCCGAGAAAACCCCUCACUCUGUCCCCGAGAAAACCCCUCACUCUGACCCUGAGAAAACCCCUCACUCUGACCCUGAGAAAACCCCUCACUCUGACCCUGAGAAAACCCCUCACUCUGUCCCCGAGAAAACCCCUCACUCUGUCCCCGAGAAAACCCCUCACUCUGACCCCGAGAAAACCCCUCACUCUGACCCCGAGAAAACCCCUCACUCUGUCCCCGGGGGCCACUCUCACUCUGUCCCCGGGGGCCACUCUCACUCUGUCCCCGGGGGCCACUCUCACUCUGUCCCCGGGGGCCACUCUCACUCUGUCCCCGGGGGCCACUCUCACUCUGUCCCCGGGGGCCACUCUCACUAAACGCUGUUGGAUCAUUGUCUGUGUUCGAACCUUCCAUGUUGUCGCAUCACUAUAA